This is a messenger RNA of Scaptodrosophila lebanonensis, 1975 nucleotides long. Its product is annotated as 2',5'-phosphodiesterase 12. The record is from RefSeq and is a predicted model, not a curated record. Gene Ontology annotation, cellular component: mitochondrion. Gene Ontology annotation, molecular function: 3'-5'-RNA exonuclease activity. Gene Ontology annotation, biological process: nuclear-transcribed mRNA catabolic process, deadenylation-dependent decay. NCBI's taxonomy places the organism in Eukaryota, Metazoa, Arthropoda, Insecta, Diptera, Drosophilidae. The coding region runs from base 56 to 1951 and encodes 631 amino acids. The transcript is spliced from 5 exons.
UACACGAUACCAUCCGUGUGUCACAAUCAGCUGUAACUUCUAGAGCUAGUGGGCGAUGCUGCCAAAAUUUAUACACCCACGAACUUCGCCGCUGAAAUUCCACUCACAGCUGUAUCUUGCUCCACCAUUGGUGAGCUGUUUUACGGCCGGAAGACCGUUUGCUGUACGGGAACAUCGUACGUCCGUCGACAUGGACAAGGUUUACUUGCGCAAUAUAAGCAAUUCGGAGGAGUUGCAUAUAACAUUCCGCUAUGUGAAUGAGACUCUACACGUUGACAGAGACUUCAACUUCUGUCGACGCAUGCACGAACGGGUUGACGAGGCCCUGGCCCGUAUCCGCAACAACGUCGAGAAGGAGUUUAAAAAACGGUCUAAAAAAAGUGGAAAACGGCGGGCACCAGUUGACCUAGCUGUUUCAGAAUCAUUGACUCAAGACACAAUAAAUGAAAUAAAUAUUGGAUUGUAUCGUGACGGGUGCGAUGACUGCAUUACGAAUAUAACUUUUGCCGAAUUAUUACGAGAAAUUGCAAGCGGAUUGGAACUUCGUGUCAUGGACAAAAAGUUUGAUGUAGUUCUCAAUCAGCCAUGGACUGUUAAUCUUCACUUACCCAGUUCAAUUCUGGCUGGUUUCCUUGUUUACCCGAAUAAGCUGGAUCUCCAAUUUGCGACACGCGAACACAGCUUAGGCCAAUGGUACAAAGCUGUAAUGCCGCCAUCAGGAGACUUAAACAAAGGCACCAAAUGGAAUCUCUGCGGGCAUGGCUUAAGCUAUAAAGUAGAAGAUAAGGAUGUCGGCCACUACCUAAAACUAGUGGUAACGCCACGUAACGAACAAGGCAACCAGGGUCCUACUUCCGAACAUAUUGCAAAAUGGCCAGUACAAGCUGGACCAGGAGUGUGCCCAUUUGAAAUACGUCAGCAACAAACACCCCAGCCUUUAAAAGAACCUGACGAGUUACGUGUGGUGACAUACAAUUUACUGGCCGACUUGUAUGCAGACUCAGAUUACUCACGUAAAACACUCUUUCCCUACUGUUUGCCCUACGCACUAGAAAUUGAUUAUCGUAAGCAGCUUUUCAUCAAAGAGUUGCUGGGCUAUAACGCAGAUUUGCUGUGUCUUCAAGAGGUGGACAUUAAGAUUUUUGAUUAUGAUUUAAGAACAGUACUAGAACAGCCGCCUCAUAAUUUCCAUGGAAUUAUGGCGCCAAAAGGAACUUGUGCCGAGGGUGUAGCCAUCUUCUUUCGUACAAGCCGUUUUGAAUUAGUAUCAUCUUUUGUGUUGCACUUGGGUAAAGUUAUAUCCCGCUUGCCAAUUUUUGCGCCAUUAUGGAACAAGAUUAAGGACAACCCACGAUUGGUAACGCGAAUCUGUGAUCGUUCUACUACCCUACAGUUAUGUUUGCUGAAGAUGAAGGGGACUGAUCGCUUUAUUUUGGUAGCAAACACCCAUUUGUAUUACCACCCAGAUGCAGAUCACAUACGUUUGUUGCAAAUCGGAUUUUCUCUAAUCUACGUUGAUUAUGUCUACAAACAGUCAAUGAAGGAGCAAAAUAUCAGUGACCCUAAAAAUAUUGGCCUUAUUUUUUGUGGGGAUUUCAAUAGUGUGCCUGAAUGCGGCAUCUACAAGCUUAUGAUGGACCAAUUUGUAGGCAGUGACUUUGAUGACUGGAGCAGCAACGCUGCUGAAGCCGUCACCGAUGUGGAGCUAACACAACCGUUCAAAAUGCUUUCCGCGUGUGGAACACCAGAAUUCACCAACUUUACGACUCUUUUCUCCGGUUGCCUAGACUAUAUAUUUUAUCAAAGUGAUCACUUUGAUUUACUGCAGUCAGUGCCGUUACCUACUAAUGAGCAGUUGACGAUCCAUAAAGCCAUACCAUCAGUUACAUUUCCAUCGGACCAUAUAGCUUUAAUAGCAGACCUCAAAUUUAAAGAAAAUCAAUUAAAAUAGCGUUUAAUAACUUCUUAAUUUUAA